This is a messenger RNA of Lodderomyces orthopsilosis Co 90-125, 2397 nucleotides long. RefSeq names its product mRNA splicing protein. Gene Ontology annotation, cellular component: U2-type post-mRNA release spliceosomal complex. Bases 1 to 2397 code for a protein of 798 amino acids. The record is from RefSeq and is a predicted model, not a curated record. Gene Ontology annotation, biological process: spliceosomal complex disassembly. Gene Ontology annotation, molecular function: nucleic acid binding. The transcript has a single exon. NCBI's taxonomy places the organism in Eukaryota, Fungi, Ascomycota, Pichiomycetes, Serinales, Debaryomycetaceae.
AUGGGGCAGAGACCACAUUGGAGCAUAUCAUUUGUAAAGCCUGGACUGGAACUCGACCAAGACGAUCCUAAUGAUAGCCUAAAUAGGAAGAGGCUGAGACCCAUGAUGCUGUCCAUCCAUAGUGAAUACAGCGACUUGGAGGACGAUGUCGAAGUGAAUGAGCACAAAGAUUCGGUAGGCGAGGAUAGAGAUAGCGAUUCAUACAUGGAUGUCAAAGAGAAUAGCGAGUCAAAUCUGUAUGAGGAUAGUGAUGUUGACAUGGAUGAGGUUGGAGAGGAUUUUGAAGACACUGAUUGUGAAGAUUCAAUAGAUUCGUCACUGUCUUACUCAACUCACUUGCAGCAUAAAACGCGUCAACCAGUUCAGUCAUUAGGCAACUUCAAUAUAUCCAAGACAUAUGAAAAGUACGGUAUUGGCGCAUUAUUGAUGAAAAAAAUGGGAUUUGAAGAAGGGAAAGGUAUCGGCAGUAGACAAUCUGGAAUAAUCGCUCCGUUAAAUGCAAAUCCAAAUAAAGGCCGACUAGGAGUUGGUGCAAAGGAAUCUCUGCCCUCAUGGAAAGAGAAGGGGAGACAGCGACAACAUGACAAUAAGGAUGCGGUUCAGUCACGCAGGUUUAGUGAUAGACAAUCUUCAGAUGAUUUCGACGACUACACCAGGAUGUAUCAGCCUAGCGAGUUUGAGGUGAUUACGUUCAAUAUCUACAGAUUGAUAAUGGAUUUUGGCGAUUUGGGUGUGGAUGUACCCACUCACCUAAGAGAUUGGGCAAUGUCGGUGAGGUCGACCGCUACUGAAGAAGAUAUAGACCGCCUAAAAUAUGAGUAUGGUCAUCUAAAGGAUGUUUGGUAUGACAUAUCUCUGAUUAAUGAAGAAGAAGAAGGGUUGGAUCAAGAGUUGGGGUAUGCUGAUGAUGACGGAUUCAUUGCAGCCCAAUAUGAGAAACUUCUUUUGAUUGCCAAACGGUGUGAAAACCUCCCGUUAAAUGACCUAAAUAAUGUUCAAAUAGAGGACGUCUUGGAACUGUUGUUGCAAUUACCAUUGACAAAUGACAUUGUUGAGUCAAUGGUUGUUACAAUUCUAAAACCAAAGAUAAAUUCAUUGAUUAGUGUUUCUUUGUAUGAUUACGAUAAUCAGAAAGAAACCGUUGUGCCCACACUAAACAAGUAUACAGAGAUUUUGGAUCCUCAAAACGCCGUCCUGUCUGAAUUUUAUGCGUAUUUGUUAGGCUGCUUUAGCUUGAAAUUUGAUCAAUUGUUGAACAAUGACUCCGUUGAUAGUGAGAAUGGGGCUGCCGCUGACGAAAUUUUGACAACAGUAACUUCAAUAUGGUUAGAUUUGAGUAACCCAAAUUUGAAAAACCACGUACUAAAUCAGAUUGUCAGAGCUGUGAUUGUGCCUUAUUUUGAAGAACAAGUACACCAAUGGGAUUUGCUCACAGAUAUUACAUUAUCGGAAAAGUUUUUUGAUCUUUUACAAAUACUUUGUGUCGUUGGAAUUGAUGACAACUUUGUUAUCAGUGAAGCAGUUGAUAAUUUAGUGUCGAAAGUUAAAAACUAUCUCACAUUUGGUGCAGCAUUAUCUGUAUGGUAUAACCUUGGUGAUUCGAAGCAAAUCGACCUGGCUAAAUUGCAGAUAACUCUUAUUAUGCAGCAUUUAGUUCCUGAACUUGAAUCUUUUAGGAAGUCAACGAAGCUGUCAGUCCAGGAUAUUUUUAAAUCGUCAUUUGCUUCAUGGGUGAAAAGCUUAUCAUUUGUUGAUGCAACACCCACUACAUUUGAGAGUAUUCUAUAUCUAUCCACAUUUCUUCCACAAAAAUCAAGGUUCGCCAUCAUGCAGUUCUUAGUGUUCAACAAUUGGAUUGUCAGUAUGAUUAGAAUCUAUCGUGCAGACCCACAAGCAGUACCCACCUGGUAUGCCCGUUGGUAUCAAUAUUUUACUACGAAAUUAAUAGAUGACAAUCCAAAGGAAAUAGAUGACCUUAUUCAUUGGUAUUUGAGCAAAGCGUUGGACUUUAUAAGAUCUGAUUUUGACCCCGUUGUUUGUCAAGAUCUUCCAAAACAUGAGGGAGAACUUUUUCCCAAACCAGCUCAAGUGCUCCAACCGAUUGAAAAGCAAACGGUCAAUGGAAUCCCUGCUCACAGACUUCAAAUAACAUUUCGAGAUGUGGUUCUGGAAUAUUGCAAUAAAAAUAAAAUAGUGAUGAAGAAAUUAAAGCGUGCUGUUCACAAGACAAAAGGGGUACCGAUAUUUAAGUUAACGAAGGGAAGCGCUAUUAGAUAUGGAUAUAUCGAUAAUGAAGUGCUUUGGAUUAGCCAUUCCCAAAACCCAAACAAGGAUGAGCUCUAUGAGCCUAUUUCUUUAGAUACAUUGGUGGAUAAUUUUAAUACCUGCUGGAUAUAA